AUGGCCGACACGGACGGAAGCGCCGGCGACGGCGCGGACGGAGUGAAGGACGGCAACGGACGCCCCGGCGGCCCUGAGAAAGUCACGAUUCAGUUCACCGCGGUGGGUGGAGCGCCGAUCAUGAAGCGCAGCAAGUUUACUGUGAACGGCGGCGACCCCCUCAGUCAUGUGUAUAUCUUUCUCCGCAAACAACUUCGCCUCAAGGACGACGAUGCACUGUUUGUCUACUGCAACAACUCGUUCGCUCCCACACCCGACCAGCGCAUGCACGAGCUCUACGAGUGCUUUCACAUCAACGGUGUGCUCGUGCUCAACUACAGUCGGUCGCAAGCUUGGGGGUAA
Molecule: messenger RNA, 342 nt
Organism: Aphanomyces invadans
Lineage: Eukaryota; Oomycota; Saprolegniomycetes; Saprolegniales; Verrucalvaceae
Exons: 5
Coding region: 1-342 (113 amino acids)
Biological process (GO): autophagy of mitochondrion; C-terminal protein lipidation; nucleophagy
Cellular component (GO): phagophore assembly site membrane; Atg12-Atg5-Atg16 complex; cytoplasm
Source: RefSeq, a predicted model, not a curated record